AUGGAGACGACUACUGCUUCUGACACUUUGCCCACUCGAGGGAUAUUGAGCUCAUCUGGCCAGAACCCAAAAGAAGGCUCACUUCCCACUGCACUCUCCAAGUGGAAUAAACAAUCUUUGCCUUAUUUUCAUGAUAGUGAAUUUGGGGUCCAAUUAAACGACGUUUCCACCUCCAAGAACGAAUCUAGAGCUUCAACCUUAUCUAUGAAUGGUACAGCAAUCCAGCCGUCGACUAUUGUGUCUCAGAAAUAUGAGUAUAAUGCGGAAUUACUCAACCAUGUAACUCCCCGACAUGUUACCUUGUUUGUCCCGACCAAAUCCGGUAGUAGUAUUCACAAUGUCUAUACCGGUGAAGGAUCAGUGCAACCCGAAAAUGGGUCUACGACUCAAGGGACUAUUUGUUUUACUGCUCCCGAGCGUUUCGCUCCGGUGCAAAAGAUCUCCAUCAACAGACACCCAAUCCGCGGUGGUACAUCUUUCAACCGCGAUGGAGAGGGGGCUUACCUCGAAAUUCCUUUGCAUGACUACCAACAUUGGGAGGCACUUCAAGGCAGAGAUGACGAGAAUGGGUUGGUGAUCGUUAACGGGACUCUGACGGUGUUCGAAAUGACCAGUAAAUCAGAUACAUCUGCGCCUGUAGCAGAAGUCUCCGAUUCCCUCUCUGAUAAGGGACAAGCGAAUAUCAAAGGCGGUACUUCGAGCUGGACGAAUAAUCUAACCAGCGUCCCUGAUUUGUUCUGA
Molecule: messenger RNA, 741 nt
Organism: Kwoniella shivajii
Lineage: Eukaryota; Fungi; Basidiomycota; Tremellomycetes; Tremellales; Cryptococcaceae
Exons: 3
Coding region: 1-741 (246 amino acids)
Source: RefSeq, a predicted model, not a curated record